This is a messenger RNA of Blumeria graminis f. sp. triticale, 366 nucleotides long. The record is from the annotation of a GenBank genome assembly. NCBI's taxonomy places the organism in Eukaryota, Fungi, Ascomycota, Leotiomycetes, Helotiales, Erysiphaceae.
AUGCGGUCCAAAUUUAAGGAUGAGCACCCCUUUGAGAAGCGCAAAGCUGAAGCUGAACGUAUUCGUCAUAAAUAUGCCGAUCGGAUUCCUGUUAUUUGUGAGAAGGUAGAAAAGUCAGACAUAGCCACCAUUGAUAAGAAGAAAUACCUCGUACCGGCCGACCUAACCGUCGGUCAGUUCGUGUACGUCAUCCGCAAGCGUAUUAAGCUCUCCCCCGAAAAAGCCAUCUUCAUUUUCGUUGACGAAGUUCUCCCACCUACCGCCGCUCUAAUGAGCUCUAUUUAUGAAGAGCACAAGGAUGAGGACGGAUUCCUCUAUAUAUCUUACAGCGGAGAGAAUACUUUCGGAAGCUGCUACAAAAUAUAG